AUGGUUCCUGAAUACGAGGAAUCGAUAAAGCGUUUGAAUGGUUUACAGAGCAAUGCAAAAGUAAUCCAAUUUGGAGCACGCAAGAAGGGCGUGGAACUUGAAAAAAAGUUAUUGGAAACACAGUGGUAUCUGGAAAAAUGUAAUAUCCAACUUGAAGAGAUCGAUCAAAGGAAUGUGAUUCAUGUUACCGGGACGAAAGGUAAAGGAUCAACUUGUGCCUUUACGGAAUCAAUUCUGCGACAGCUUGGAUUUAAAACUGGUUUUUAUAGAUUUAUAUUUCCUACUUACAGCUCUCCUCACCUUAUUCAUCAUCGUGAACGAAUUAGAAUUAAUGGUGAUCCCAUAUCAGAAUCACAAUUUGUUUUUCAUUUUAAACACAUUUAUAAUUGUUUGGAAAAAGCUGUUAUGGAGUCAAAAGGAGAUAAAUCUAUGCCUGGCUUUUUCCAAUUUUUAACAAUACUGGCUUUCCAUGUUUUCAUUGAAGAGAAAGUUGAUGUUGCCAUAAUUGAAGUUGGUAUCGGUGGUCGGUAUGAUUGCACCAAUGUCAUUAGAAAUCCAGUCGUUUCCGGCGUAACGGUACUAGAUUAUGAUCACAUGUCACUGCUUGGUAAUACAUUAAAAUUAAUUGCGUGGCAGAAAGGAGGCAUAUUCAAGAGUGGUAGUGUAGCUAUUGUUUCUAAACAGAGCGAUGACGCAAUGGUCAUAUUCAGGAAUUUAGCAGAUUAUAAAAAUUGUGUUUUACGAGUAGCUCCUGAAUUCAGUGCAUAUGGCUGGCCAGAUAAUGGUGUUCAGUGUGGUAUAUCUGGUGCUCAUCAGCAAAUAAACAUAUCACUUGCUUUACAAUUGGCCAAAAUUUCAGCUGAUUUUUUCAAACAUCAUGACGACGUUGCUACAUCAGAAUCGGAAAUUUUACCAGGUUUUGUUGUUCCACAACAAUUUUUGGAUGGUAUUCGUCUCUGUAAUUGGCCUGGUCGGUGUCAAAUAGUCAAACGUGAAUCGAUUACAUAUUAUUUGGAUGGUGCACAUACACCGAAAAGUUUGCAAUGUUGUAUAGAUUGGUUUACUGAAGAAAUGGGGAAACUAAGCAGCUCUGAACAAUCUUAUCCUUAUCGAGUCUUGCUGUUCAAUUGUAGUAAAGGAAGGAGUUAUCGUUCGUUUUUAUGCAAAUUAGAUAAUUGUGGUUUCAACUUAGCAUUGUUUUGUCCUAACCUACUACAUAGUAUGAAUAACCAGUUAUCUCAUGGCGCUGAAUACAAAUAUCCUCUACAUCGAGUUCACGCUUCUUACUGGAGAUGUUUCGCAGUUGCGGCUGGUGAAGAUUAUGAAUCAGUCUCAGAAGCACUUCAUAGGAUUGAAGACUUAAAAGAUUCAGUGCAUAAGGAUAUUGUUGUUUUGGUGACGGGUAGUUUGCAUCUCGUCGGUUGUGUUCUAGCCUUUCUAAAAGUAUGA
Thelazia callipaeda (thelaziosis nematode) is the source of this 1449-nucleotide messenger RNA. NCBI's taxonomy places the organism in Eukaryota, Metazoa, Nematoda, Chromadorea, Rhabditida, Thelaziidae. The record is from the annotation of a GenBank genome assembly.